CUUCUAUAUAGCUCUAUGUUCGUAAGAGGAGUGAGAGAGAGAGAUUAAAAAUGGAAGAAAUAGAGGUUCAGGUCCCUGCAAUUCUGACCCAGUCCACCAGUGGAAGAAGACGGAGCAGUGUCUCAAACUCGCCCGAAUUUGAGUUCUGGAUGGUCCGGAACCCGUCCGUGCCACAACCCGACCUUCUCUCUGCCGAUGAGCUAUUCUCCCAUGGCGUGCUUCUCCCACUCGACCAUGUCCCGCAGGACCACCGCCCUUCCUCCGAUGACCCUUCCGACCAAACUUCAACAAUAUCUCCCGCAGACCCGUCACGGAAUUCCGGGUCAGACGGACCCGGUAUUUCUCCUGCGGCGGUUAGCUCCUCCGCCUCCUCUGCAGUCAGUACUUCGAAGCGGUGGAGGGAUAUUUUCAGGAAAGGCGAGAAGAAGAACUCAAAGGGCGGAAUCGAGGAGAAAGAGAAGAAGGAGAAGAAGGCCGGCGCGGUUGGGAGUAGUGGGGUCACCGCGGCGGAGCUGAACAUAAACAUCUGGCCGUUUUCUCGAAGCAGAUCGGCGGGUAACGGCGGGACACGGCCGCGGGUCGGGGCUGGAUCUGGGUCGGUUCAUCGGAAGGUGAGUAGCGCGCCCUGUUCUCGUAGUAACUCCGCCGGUGAAUCCAAGUCGAGGAAGUGGCCCACCAGUCCGGUCCGACCCGGGGUCCAUUUGGGUCGGAGCAGCCCGGUGUGGCAGGUUCGUCGCAGCGGCCGGAGCAUCGACAAUCCGUCUAGAUCCACGGAAAACCCCGUUAAACGUGACGGCGACGCUGAUAAAACUGUCAAAAUAGAUAGGAAAGUAUGGAAAGGCGUUAAGAAAGAAGGCAAUGAUGUACGCCGGAAAAACUCCUCGGCGGCGAACGGCGUUGCGGUUAAUGGUGUGCAUAAAGCUAGCAUCCUUAACUUGAACGUACCGAUGUGUAUUGGGUACCGAACCCAUCUAAGUUGUAGAAGUGAAGAGAGCAGCACCAUAACUGCUGCCGCCGCAUGUGACGGCGAUUGUGGUGGCGGAGUUCCUAGUGAAACAGCUCGGAGCAGGAAUAAUUUAUUUGUUCUUCGAAACCUGUUUACCAAGAAAGUGCAGUAUAUUAAAUAGGGUCAGUCUGGAAAGUAAUUAAUUUUAUUUUAAUCGUGUGAUCUAAUUAUUGUAUUUAUCUUUACAGUUGACUACUAUUCUAUUUUAAUGAAUGAAUGCAUUAAUUGAGAGGAUCAGAUGGGAAUGAUGUAGAUAUCUAACUCCCGAUUUGGAGGAAUUUCUGUAAAUUAUUAUUACUCGUAGCUCUUAACUUCUUGUUACUUUCGCAAUUUCUUAAUUCAAAAUGUAUUCUUUUGGAGCGUAAUACGAGUGAUCCCGACGGCGUCAUUGAAUA
Cuscuta epithymum is the source of this 1401-nucleotide messenger RNA. NCBI's taxonomy places the organism in Eukaryota, Viridiplantae, Streptophyta, Magnoliopsida, Solanales, Convolvulaceae. The record is from the annotation of a GenBank genome assembly.